UGAGUCUGCAAUGCAUUGUCCUAUUUUCUUUCUUAUUUUAGGAACAGGAGCACAGAGGUAAUGAUUGGGGGAAGAAAUAUUACCAAGAUCACCCAGUUCAUCCUCUUGGGAUUCUCAGAUUUCCCCCAAAUCACAACACUGCUCUUUGUUAUAUUCCUCACAUUUUACAUUACAGCGCUGACCUGGAACCUGUCCCUUCUUGCUUUAAUAAGGAUGGAUUCCCACCUCCACACACCAAUGUAUUUCUUCCUCAGUAAUCUGUCCUUUAUAGACCUCUGCUACAUCACCUCUACAGUACCAAAGAUGCUUUCCAACUUCUUUCAGAAAAACCAAACAAUCAGUUUUGUGGGCUGCAUAGUUCAGUACUUCAUUUUUUCCAUUAUGGCACUGUGUGAAUGUUGUCUCAUGACAGCCAUGGCCUAUGACAGGUAUGCUGCCAUUUGUAACCCACUACUCUAUUCAUCAAUCAUGUCACCCACCCUGUGUGCUCGCAUGGUGAUGGGAAGCUACACAGCAGGGCUUAUAGGUUCUUUAUCUCAGGUAUGUGUCUUGCUGCAGCUCCACUUCUGUGGCCCUAAUGUCAUCAGACAUUUCUUUUGUGACAUAUCACAGAUGUUAAAUCUGUCUUGCACAGACACCUCCUUUGCACAGGUCCUGCUUGCUUUAUUAACACUGUUGUUUGGACUUGCAAAUGCCUUAGCCAUCAUGGUAUCUUAUGGCUUUAUUGUCGUGUCCAUCAUGAAGAUCACUUCAGCUAAGGGCAGGUCUAAGGCAUUUAACACCUGUGCUUCUCACCUGGCAGCUGUUUUCCUUUUCUAUAGUUCUGGUAUCUUUGUCUAUUUGCGUUCCAGCUCUGGUGGCUCCUCCAGCUUGGACAGAUUUGCAUCUGUCUUCUACUCUGUGGUGAUUCCCAUGCUGAAUCCUUUGAUAUACAGUCUGAGGAACAAAGAAAUCAAAGAUGCCAUGAAGAGGUUGCAGAAAAAGACAAUCUUUAGCCAAGGUCACAGAUAAGAUUUCAACACAAUGCCAUGUCAGAGUUUCUGUUAUUUGCAAUUAUGUACACAUUACUGGAACACUACAAAGUCCAUGGCACUUUGGAUAAAUGUGUCUUUGAAGUAGACAACAUGCCAAUAUAAACCAACAAUUGAUUUGAUGUCAUGGAAAUGCGUCAUUUUUAGGACCAGUUUGGUCAUAAUUUCCUU
Myodes glareolus (Bank vole) is the source of this 1202-nucleotide messenger RNA. Its product is annotated as olfactory receptor 5AN1-like. Gene Ontology annotation, molecular function: olfactory receptor activity; G protein-coupled receptor activity. The record is from RefSeq and is a predicted model, not a curated record. Gene Ontology annotation, cellular component: membrane. Lineage: Eukaryota; Metazoa; Chordata; Mammalia; Rodentia; Cricetidae. Gene Ontology annotation, biological process: G protein-coupled receptor signaling pathway.